AGCUAUCCUAGCGAUACAUUUCGAACGGAAACGAACAAAAAAGGUGAACCCUUGAACCCCCAGUUUCGGCGUAGAACAUUCCAUUCAAAAUUAGCUUGAAGCCGCGUAGAAAUCGAAGCCAUGGCCGGAUGCAGUGGUGGAGGAGGCAAGUAUCCUGCAGCGUCUCAGUGGAAGGAGCGAAGGAGCCAGUUCUCCGGCUACCGUCGAGCAGGAGGAGGACCAGAAGGAGGAACCCAGCCCCACGACGUGUCGAUGUCGAUGUCGGUGGAGGAUCUGUGCCGCCGCGCGGACAACGUGGCCAAUCAGGAGGACUUCGAGCGCUGGAAGGACAUUGUGAAGGUGCGCUGGACCAUGUACGAGGAGCAGCGGAAGUACAACAGGCGCCGCCAGUCCAUGCCUGCGGGCCGCGAUGCCACCAUCUGGGGCAUCCUGUCGAUGGUGCAGCAGGAGCUGGAGGAGAAGCUGCAGAUGAAGAAGAUGCUGGGCAGCUGCCGGCGAUUCCCCUCGCCCAUGGCCCUCAUGGACAGCGAUCGGCUGGCGGACGGGCAGCUCCAGGAGCUCGAGGUGGUGCGCGACGUACUCUGUGGCACGGAUGAGGUCAGGCCCGAGAAAAAGCACCAGCCAGAGCCCGUCGUCGUGGAGCUGCAGAACAAACCCCUGGCAUACCGCCCCAAGGCUGAGAUCAAAUGGCGGCCCCUCACACUGCCAGAGUCCUUGAAGCGCUACUUGGCGGAGGAGCCGAAGCCCAUCGGGGAGGACAUGCAGCAGCAGCAGCCGAAGGCGGAACCCACGACGCCCUGCUUCAGUCCCAGUGAUCCUUCGGAGAAGAGCCACAGGAGAGCCGACCCUCUGCCUGGCUUUCUGCAGAAGUUCAACGAGAUUCGGAGGGGCAACCAGUCGGGGCUGCUGGUGCCGGCCAAUGCCUUGCUGCAGCUCGCCGAGGAGCUGUCGCAGAAUGCCACCUGGACUGCACCCGACUGGACUGCACUCCCCCUGGGGGAGGAAAGAGGCAUGCCCCAGCGUAGCCGCCCCCACCGCAUCACCGAUGACCCUGACUACGCGCAGUACGAUCCCCUGCUGCUCUACGUGAACGAGAAGUUCCACCUGGACGCCGGGUCCGCGAUGGACGUCUCCGCUCGAGGCGAGGACAGCCCUGCCAGCUUUUACAGCGCCUUGGAUGUGUCCGAGCCGGACUCGGACGCGGAGACGGAAGCCCUUCUUGGAUAUUGCCCGUUGUGCAACAAGCGGCACAUGCGUUUGCCGCCAUUCUGAGCCCCCCCUCCCCGCCCACAGGCUACGAGGCGAAAAUAAAGCAAAGGUGCAGGUAGCCUCUCGUCUAUGGGGUCCCAGCCCCCACCCCCGCA
Molecule: messenger RNA, 1364 nt
Organism: Drosophila persimilis
Lineage: Eukaryota; Metazoa; Arthropoda; Insecta; Diptera; Drosophilidae
Exons: 1
Coding region: 121-1272 (383 amino acids)
Source: RefSeq, a predicted model, not a curated record